AUAUUUGUCAGAAAACGUUAAUAGUAAUAAUAAUAAGAUUAAAUUGGAUUUUCUUUCGCUCUUCUUUCUUUCCUUCUUUGUUAACAAAAGAAGAUUGAAAGCUCCUCCCAUUUUCUGAACAAUCAUUCAUUCACCGAUUCCAUGGUGGCGAGAGGCGUGCCGGCGGAGGCGGCGACGGCAGUGUUUGCCGUGGCCGCCCUUGACUUGACCGAAUCCUCCAACUGGUGGCGGGACAUCAACGACUCCCCGCUCUGGCAGGAUCGAAUCUUCCACGUCCUCGCCAUCCUCUACGGAAUCGUAGCCGCUGUUGCUCUGGUUCAAUUAGUUCGAAUACAAUUGAGAGUACCGGAAUAUGGUUGGACCACGCAGAAGGUCUUUCACUUUCUCAAUUUUUUGGUGAAUGGGGUUCGGUGUUUAGUUUUCGUUUUCCGUCGGGAUGUGCAAAAGUUUCAGCCAGAGAUUGUCCAACAUAUCUUACUGGACAUGCCUAGUCUUGCUUUCUUUACAACUUAUGCGCUGUUGGUCCUGUUCUGGGCUGAGAUUUAUUACCAGGCACGAGCUGUAUCCACCGAUGGUCUCAGACCAAGUUUCUAUACAGUCAAUGCUGUGGUUUAUGUGAUUCAGAUUGCUUUGUGGUUGAUAUUAUGGUGGAAGCCAGUCAGCGUGCUGGUCAUCCUGUCAAAGAUGUUCUUUGCAGGGGUCUCAUUGUUUGCAGCCCUUGGAUUUCUUCUCUAUGGUGGGAGACUAUUCUUGAUGCUGCAACGCUUUCCUGUUGAAUCCAAAGGGCGACGAAAGAAGCUGCAAGAGGUCUAUAUUCAUUUUUACAAGGAAAUUUUCCUAUAUUUAUCUCCCCCUAUUCUUCCCUUCCUUUACCCAGAAUUAAUCUACCUGAUCUUUCUAAUGCAGGUUGGCUAUGUGACUACCAUAUGCUUUUCAUGUUUCCUUAUCAGAUGUGUUAUGGUUUGUUCCUUUUACUUGAUGAUAGACCUCAAUCUGUCGCAUGAUUAUUACAUUGUGUUUGACUGUAUUAUAUUGUUUCAGAUGUGCUUUAAUGCAUUUGAUAAAGCUGCUGACCUUGAUGUCUUGGACCAUCCCAUUCUUAAUUUUAUAUACUACUUGGUGAGUUUUUGUAUUUCUUCAUUGUGAUGUUUUUGUUGGCAUACUUCCCAUUAUUGCUCAUUGUUUGUACGGUCAAACUAUCAUUUCUAUACCUAGGUCAAUUUUGGGCUAUGACUUACCUAGGUUUGAGCUUAGUGUUGAAAUCUGACAUAUUUCCUGGUUGAAUUGUUUCCGACUUUAUAUGGGCAAUACUUUUAUUACCCUACCAAAAUUCAUCUUAUUAUCUUUCUGGCAUGAGUUAAGGUUAGUCUUGAUUCUUGGUAAGGUUUUUUUUAUUUUCUUCAAAGCUACGUGGCAAGGACAUUGGUAAAUUGGAUGAUCAAGUCAUUGCUUUUUAUUGUUGUGGGAUAUAUCUUGAGCAACUCUUGACCACAAAUGGAAUUUCUUGUGAAAAAUGGAAAAUACAUUUACUGAUGUCCAUUCAAAAGGAUUGAAUUGCUGUUAGGUUUUUAGAAUUGCAAUUUUCCCCAUACUCUUACAUUCAGUCUCAAGUGUAAGCGAUAAAAAAAGAGGCUUGUUCUACUUGUUGUAGGUCUCUCAAAUACAAUUUCUCUUAUCUUUUGCACAUUUUUGCUGCAGUUGGUGGAAAUAUUGCCUUCUUCUUUGGUCCUUUUCAUUUUGAGGAAGUUGCCACCGAAACGUGGUAUCACACAAUAUCACCCAAUUCGCUGAACAGAUUAACAUAUGGAGGAAACUUAGUCAGAGGGUGUCCUUAGUGAUUCUCUGUUUUCGUUGAUGUUUCUCCCUCCAUGGAUAAUUUCUAGAGGACAGAGAAGUCGGUCUUUCUUCUUUUGAGUGACAAAGCUAAUAUCAUGGUUUUAUAGUUCUCCUAAGGUCUGUAGAUUUUGAAACGUGACAAUUUUGUGGAUUGUCAAACGUGUUGGGCUGUGUUAUGUAUGUGAUAUUUGCAUUGUCUCUAGGAAAAUGUGGUUGCUGUUUCAGGUUCAGCAAUUCAACACAAUGAGCAACCUUUUGGGAAGAAAGGGACACUGAUAUUGUAUAAUAGAGUUUUCAAGUCCUGUAACUGCUACAAUUUGGUGAAAUGUACUGUUCCUUUUCGGUCAAGUUCCAACUAAUUCAUUCAAUUUUUAAAUAUCCCUUCUUCCAUUUCUCUGUGAAGCUUAAAAUUUCUUUUUGACGAGGGCUAAAUCUCUAUUUUGGGAGAGAGAUAUAUUAGGCUAACUAACUUUGGGAAUUACACAGAUGUAUCUGAUUAUCUCUAAAAUUUUAACCCGACCAAGUGGAAUGAACAAACACUUCUUGAAAACGUUCUUUCUUCAGCAGCCAUGUUUGGAUACAACAUCAGUAUGGCUCUUGAAAAGCCAUGUUUCUGGUUAUAGCAAAAAACAACGGUGGCAGUGCAUAAUGAAAUUUUCCUAGUUGAAUUAUUCUCUCUUGACAAAUACUCAAACAUCAAAUAAUCAUUGACAUACCACAAAUAUAUGCAUUAAGAUUACAGAAACAUACUUGCAAGAACCUUAAUCAAAAGAAUUCGUACCCGGGACAUAUUUUCUGGAAUUCGAUGAUGCCAUUAAUCAAAAGCUUGCUUUCUGGAUGGGGGAUAUCGAGGCUCUUGGUUGUGAAUUUCCUGCUUCAGCAUGUAAUUCCAUCUUCAACCGGUAUUAGUAUCGAAUAUCAGCCAGUCAGUACUUGAAUGUUUGGUUUGACUUUGUUCACUGAAAGAAUGGUAGGUUUGAAUAAUAAAACUAUGGUUUAAUUUAUAUCAUUUGUCCACAAGCACGUGUUUGGGACCCGUGGUUAGGAAAUUAUUGAGUAUUAGUUGAUAAAAACUAUCCAAAACUCAUUAAGAUGCAGUUUUUGUACUGUUUUGAAGGCUACAAGUUGGAAGAGAUCAAAAGGAAAGUUAUGUAUAACAUAACUGAAGUGUAAGCAACAUUUUUUAAGCUUAAUUUGCCCCACCUAUCCUAUUCUAAUAAACCUUGGAUGAAAUUUGGGCUGAUUGCAUUUUUUUUUUAUAUAGAAACGAUCUUGACCUUGAGUAUGACUUCCAAUCCUAAUAAUUAACUCAACAACACAAAAGAUUCUUUUAGCCUAAAGUCAGAAAUUAUAAAAUUUCUCUAAAAGGUCCGAUGAAGUCAAAAUUAAUUUUCCCUCACACUCACGGUUCGCAAUAAAUUUCACAAAAAAUAACAGUUUAAUUUUAGCUUUUGUACAUUCAGGCAAAAGAAAAGAAAAUG
Messenger RNA from Abrus precatorius (Indian licorice), 3317 nucleotides. RefSeq names its product protein TOM THREE HOMOLOG 1. Lineage: Eukaryota; Viridiplantae; Streptophyta; Magnoliopsida; Fabales; Fabaceae. The coding region runs from base 142 to 1146 and encodes 334 amino acids. The transcript is spliced from 8 exons. The record is from RefSeq and is a predicted model, not a curated record.